Chelonus insularis is the source of this 6786-nucleotide messenger RNA. RefSeq names its product Down syndrome cell adhesion molecule-like protein Dscam2. The record is from RefSeq and is a predicted model, not a curated record. Bases 512 to 6715 code for a protein of 2067 amino acids. Gene Ontology annotation, biological process: axon guidance; cell-cell adhesion; neuron migration. Lineage: Eukaryota; Metazoa; Arthropoda; Insecta; Hymenoptera; Braconidae. The transcript is spliced from 28 exons. Gene Ontology annotation, cellular component: cell surface; plasma membrane; axonal growth cone. Gene Ontology annotation, molecular function: protein binding.
AGAAGGUAUAACUUUUGUGUUGAUUUUCAAGUUAAACAAACUACAAAAGUACAACUACAACUUCAAAAUCCGACUUAGUCUAGUCUCAACAAGUGUAUUUUCUAUAGAAAUGUUUAUACGUUGCAAUUCAAUUAUUUGUAAGAUGAGAAAUUUCCUUGAAUGCUUUGGAUAACAAUAGUCUAAAAAAAUAUUUUAGAUUUUUGUAAGAAGUAAGUAGAGUAGAUGGUUACGUCUUGUCAUGCAGUACUCGUUAUGCUUGAACUUGUAAGCUCUUUGGAGGGGUUACUGAAAAACUCCGAGAAACGGUGAGCGCAUGCGAGCAGAGCAUUAGAUCGCCAGUAAAACGGCAGUCUUUGGUUGGCGCUCUUUGUGAAAGGUCGAAAGUAAGACCCGACAAUCGGGGAUGAUAUUAGGGGUGAUUUUACAGUGAUAGUGAUUACUGUUUUUAAGUUAUCGCUUCACUGUAAAUUUAGGCCAAAAGGGUUAGUCAAGUGUUUCAUACUUUGCUAUAAUGUCACGAAAAUAUAUAAAACUGGACAUUAAUUUAAAAAAAAUUAAACGAAAUGUUCGUGUGGCUCACGGUCAUCGAUUCCACGUGGAUCUGUUCCUUGUGUUCAGCAACCUUUUUUUUAUAUUUACUCCCAGUGGUAACGCGUCAUAUGAAAUGCAAGGUCCUAAUUUCAUAGUAGAGCCGCAAUCAAGAGUAGAAUUUACGAAUGUAAGUGGUGGUCGUGUUGAUUGCACUGUUAGAGGUAACCCUGAACCAACCGUUGAAUGGCUGGCAGCGGAUGGUGGCAAUGUUGCAAGUAUACCAGGAAUAAGGGUAGUUUUUAGUAAUGGAACUAUACACUUUCCUGCAUUUGAAGCUGAAGCAUUUCGCCAAGAUGUUCAUUGGGCCAUUUAUAAGUGUUCUGCCAUCAACAGUGUGGGUGCAGUUGUCAGCAGAGACGUUACUGUCAGAGCAGUGGUAAACCAACGUUACGACCCAGAAGUUCAGAGUUUAGGUGGUUUCCUGGGCAACAAUGUACUUAUGCGGUGCAACGUGCCGAGCUUCGUCCGGGAUCAUGUUACUGUAACAUCUUGGUUGCAGGAGCCGUCUUUUAAUAUUUAUCCAUCAACUAUGAGUGAUGGAAAAUAUCACAUGCUACCAAAUGGUGAUUUAAUGAUUAUCAACAUAACUCGAAAUGAUGCUCAAAUGACAUAUAGAUGUAGAACGCAUCACCGACUGAUGCAAGAAACUUUGGUGAGUUCCAACGUGGGACGCAUACAGUUAGCAGAGAUUAGAGGUUUCACACCACCGAUACUUAAUGAGAAACUUCAAACAUUAUCCGCUCGUUUGGAGGAUACAGUAGUCAUACCAUGUGUAGCUUACGCAAAUCCACCACCAUCUAACAGGUGGUACUUCCGCAAAGAUCAACGUGAGGAGCCUAUAGAAGAGCUCACCAACCAUUGGAUAGUUCAUGAUGGUUGCUUGAUAAUACAAGGUGUUCAAGAAAGUGAUGCAGGCUCGUAUAUUUGCACUGCAAGUAACGUGGAAGGUAGUGCAAAUUUAGAAAUUCGAUUAAGUGUCUCAGCACCACUAAGUGUUCAUGUUCAACCUGCUGUACAGACGGUUGAUCUUGGAAAACCUGCAUCACUGACUUGCAGUGCAAAUGGUUUUCCACAAGCAGCACUUUACUGGCUAAAAGAUGGUCAACCAUUGCGCACUGGUGAUCACAUAAGCCUAAUCUCAAGGGAUCGUAUCUCUAUUAGCGCUGUAGCUCGGGAAGAUCGUGGCAUGUAUCAAUGUUUUGUACGAAACGAACAUGAGAUGGCACAGGGAAUCGCUGAAUUACGUCUGGGAGAAAUCUCACCACAAUUAGUUUAUCGUUUCAUCGAGCAAACAAUGCAACCAGGGCCAUCAGUUUCUUUAAAAUGUAGUGCUGCUGGUAAUCCUACUCCUCAAAUUUCAUGGCUACUCGAUGGAUUCCCACUGCCGCAAAAUGAUCGUCUACUUAUUGGACAGUAUGUUACUGUAUAUGGAGACGUAAUCUCUCACGUCAACAUAUCUUCGGUUAAAUCCGAGGACAGUGGAGAAUAUCAUUGCACAGCUGCAAGUCGAGCAGGCGAAGCAUCUCAUUCAGCGAGGCUUAAUGUUUAUGGAUUACCGUAUGUACGUCCAAUGCAAACUGUAUCGGCAAUCGCUGAAAAACAACUUCAAAUAAAAUGCCCUGUAGCAGGAUAUCCCAUUGAGUCAAUCAUAUGGGAAAAAAAUGGUACUAGAUUGCCAACGAAUAUACGACAAAGAGUAGCAAACGGAACCUUAACUAUUGAUACUGUUCAACGUAGUGCAGAUCAAGGUACUUACACAUGCAUUGCUCGCAACAAACACAACUACACCUCACAACGAUCUGUCGAUGUCCGGGUUUUAGUGCCACCUAAAAUCACGCCUUUCAGUUUUGCUCGCGAUUUAAACGUAGGCGAUCGUACUAGCAUACAGUGCGUUGUUGUGACUGGUGACCUGCCUCUAACAUUUACAUGGCUCAAAGAUAACAAGCCCAUUGAGACACAAGAUGAAGAUUCGAAUGCCAGCACUUCUGGAAAUGCCAAGAAAUCAAAUAUUGGUGGACAAAAAUUAGCAUCUUCACGAGUUCACGGCUAUGGCCAAUCCCCUGAAGAAACAAUCACCAUACGUCAGUAUGACGCUUUUAACAGUGCUCUGAGUGUUAGCACAAUUACACCCGCACAUAAUGGCACGUAUACCUGUCGCGUGACCAAUGGUGCUGCAACCGUCGCUCAUUCUACACUCCUUCUUGUCAACGUUCCACCACGUUGGAUAGUGGAACCUAUCGACCAGGAUGCUAUUGUAGGUCAUCCUGUCUCAGUGGCUUGCCAAGCUGAAGGAUUUCCGAUUCCUAACGUAACAUGGAAACAAUCUAUUGGUGAAACUCCUGGUGACUAUCGAGAACUCGGAUACGGAGGAACUGAAGGUAUAGAAAUUUCAAGAAAUGGCUCAUUGGUGAUUCCUCGUGUAUCUAAAGAACAUGGUGGAUUUUACUUGUGCCAAGGAAGCAACGGAAUUGGUCCUGGUCUUAGCAAACUCAUUCGUCUAACAGUUCAUGCUGGACCACACGUAGAAGUGAAAAAUCCCCAAGAAUCAGUAAGAAGAGGGGAAACUGCAGUAUUACGAUGCGAAGCUGAUGGUGAUGCUCCUUUGGAUAUUAGCUGGAGAAAUCGUGCUGGCAGGAUAGAACCAAUUUAUGAUUUGAGGUAUACAUUAGAAAAUAAUUCAACACCACGAGGCAUGACGUCGGUAUUACGAAUAAGCAAAGCUGGUCAUGAAGACCGCGGGGAGUAUGUGUGUGUGGCAAGCAAUGCUUAUGGCGUUGAUAAAGCAGCCAUUCAUCUAUUGGUACAAGAACCACCAAAUUUUCCACGAAAUUUACACGUCGCUGAGCAGAAAAGUCGUUCCAUUCUCUUGUCUUGGUCAUCACCUUCCAGCGACUCAGAUUCACUGAAUCCAGACUCACCAAUCACCAACUACAUUGUUCAGUAUAAAGAAGCAGACGAUGUGUGGCAUGACCACAACACGCAGCUGGUCGCAGGAGACAACACGGUCGCGCUGGUUUCCCAACUAAAACCUGCUACAACCUACCACUUUCGAGUCUUUGCGGAAAAUCAUCUCGGAACAUCAGCCCCCAGUGAUAUUCUUCAUGUGCAGACCGAUGGCGAGAUCCCUGGAGGACCACCAAGGCAGGUUAUGGCAGAACCAAUGGGGCCACAGCAGCUUAAGAUUACCUGGCAACCACCUGAUCGAUCGUUGUGGAAUGGCGAACUUCUGGGCUAUACUAUCACUUCCACUAUACUAAGAGAUGAUGAACAAACCGCCAAUGUUACUCGGGUUGGUAUUACUGGAAAUGGGGACGGAGCUUAUGAGUACCGAUUAACUGGUCUAAGGAAAUUUACUGAAUAUAGUAUAGUGGUAAAAGCUUUCAAUAGUAAAGGAGAUGGUCCAGGCUCUGAUCCUAUAAUAACACAAACCCUUGAGUCUGUUCCCAGUGCGCCACCACAAAACAUCGCUUGUACUGCUUUAAGUGGUCAAAAUAUUCAAGUAACUUGGAAAGCUCCACCAGCAAAUAAAAUACAUGGUAUCAUCAUAGGUUACAAACUCCUUUACGAACCCUCUAAUGAAGAACUUUUAGAAGUGCAAUCAUCUAGAGAUACAAAAACUACCCAAGCACUUAGCACUGUUUUACACGAUCUGCGACCUUUUACAAAUUACACAGUUCAAGUUUUAGCUUACACUAGAGCUGGAGAGGGUGUCAGUAGUGCUCCCAUUUCAUGCAUGACCGAAGAAACAGUUCCUGAUGUACCUGAACGUGUGAAGGCAAUUCCAAGUGCGGAAAAUAUUGUUAUAAUAUCUUGGCUGCCACCAAAACGACCAAAUGGCAUUUUGACAAAAUAUACUGUGUACAUUCGAGCUUUGGACCAAGGCCAAGAAGUGAAGAUCAUUAAAGAUUUUUUACCUCCACAAAGUUUGCACUAUGAAGCGACAGGGUUGAAACUUCGAGAAUCUUAUGAAGCUUGGGUCACUGCCUCAACAAAAGUAGGAGAAGGACCGAGUACUACAGUCAUCAAACUCCAGCCAAGUUCCACUGUUCCAGCUGCUAUUGUUUCAUUUGGAAUACUAGUCGUAACAUCUUGGCGAGUAGAUGUUAAAUUUCCUUGCCUGUCAGUUGGAAUCCCUCCACCAUCAGUAGAAUGGAGACUGGGUGAUGUUAAAUUACAAAAAAAUCAGAGAUUGGAUAUUGGACAAGAUCAUACUUUAAUUCUGCGAAAUAUUCAAAGAAGCCAAGAAGGAAACUAUUCGUGCCAUGUUAAAAAUUCUUUAGGAUUUGAUGAAAUAGUUUACAGUCUUCAAGUUCAAGUUCCGCCUACACCACCGACGCUUCUUGCUACUGGCACUACAACGGAUGCUGUACAACUACAGUGGAAACAAGGAGAUAAUGGGGGUGCCCCGAUUAAAGGAUUUGUAUUGGCUUAUCGAAAAGAAUUUGCAGAAUGGGAAGAAGUUAUGCUCGAUAGACGAGCUAGUACUCAUUUACUAGGGGGACUACAGUGUGGAACUAAAUACCAAUUUACUUUAGCAGCAUUCAAUCGUAUCGGUAGUGGAAGUGCCAGCAAAAUGGAAACUGCAAAAACAAAAGGAUCUCCACCAAUAGCACCCCCUAAAAAACAUCUCAUUCGUACUAAUAUGACUUCUGUUAUGUUGGAAUUAGCUACUUGGCAGGACGGUGGUUGUCCUUUACUUUAUUUUGUGAUUGAAUACAAAAGACUGCCUGGUGACUGGCUUCUUGUAUCUAACAACGUACCACCUCAAUCGAGAUUUCCAAUAGUGAACUUAGAGAGUGGGUCUAGCUAUGAGUUACGAGUAACUGCAUAUAAUAAUGCUGGAUCAACUCAAGUGGAAUACUUGUUCAGCACUAUGAGUUCGAGUGAUAUAACAAGGAUUCAUGAAAGUCCUCCGUCGGGAAUUGAGGUCACUCCUCUGUAUCUUGAUGCUCAAGUUCUUGCUCCUAGUCUUAUUUCUGUUAUUGCAGUAGUUUUGGUCGUUGGUGGAGUCUGCUUUUGUCUCAGGAAUCAUUCCAUAAGAAGUAGAGGAAACAAUGAUCGAAAUUCUCAAACACAAGUUGCAUUAGAUAAUAAACAUAACAUGGAACAACGGGAACAGUUUUAUGCAACUGUUCGUAAACCUAGUCAACAAUCGCCUUGUCGUGAGGUGAACGCGUUGGAACGUAUACCUGAAUACUCAGAAGACAUUUAUCCAUAUGCCACAUUCCAUUUACCGGAACAGGAGAAUCUAUCUGCCAAUCCUAUAAGACAAGCAUAUUUCUACGAACGAAAUGAAACAAUGCUUCAAAGUUCUCAGUGUGAUGUUGAUCAAUAUACGAAAGUUCGAAGUCGAUCAAGGCGUAAAUCAAAAUCGUUCAAGUCUGAGUCUGAAGAAUAUGAUACUUUAGGCUCUGACAGUGAUACAGAAGUUGGAACGAGCAGUCGAACUGAGUCAUCAAAUCAUUUGGAUGAUUCAGCACCAACAUCAAUUUUAGCACGUUCGCCCGGACCAAAUUCAGGACCACAACGAGGCCGGGAACAACGAUUAGCCAUAUUUCCAAGACCGGUUCAUCAUAAUGUACUAUACCACACGCACGAAUCAAGUACAUCAACCGAGCCGUCACCAAUUUCUGAGAGAAAAACGUUCCCUAGAUUAGAAAAAAACCGAAAUCACAAUUUUACGGGCGAUAAUUCUAUAAUUGGAUCUCGAGUUCAAAACAUAGUACGACCAUCACCAAAAACUUCUGAUUCAGGAAUGCGAUCAUAUUCUGCCACACCAUCGCCAAAUCAUUCACUUAUAGGCGCAUGUUCAAGUUUAUUAGUUAAUCGAAAUAAAGAAAAAUCGCGUCGCUCAGUCGAAUCAUUGUGCUUAUUUAACGAUGCUCAAUUAUCACGAAAUUAUCAACGAACCUCGAAGUUACGAUCUCGAGAACAAGUUGGGGAAGAUUGGGGUAAUGAGUUAUCUACAUUAGAGCUUAAGCCGCCUACGGGUUUCAUGGAUGCUCACGAAACUAGCGAGGCGGAAUGUGAUAUUGACAUGAAGUUAAAGCUUGAGAGAAAACGUUCCGGGCUAAUUUCAAACUCCUUGUCAAAAUCACCUAAAGACUUUACCAUCACUGUCUGAAAAAAAAUUUAUUGUUCUAAAUGUCAAGACUUAAAUAUAUUACGCUAUUUAAGAGCUAAAUUGAAAAGUAA